Molecule: messenger RNA, 1634 nt
Organism: Corapipo altera (White-ruffed manakin)
Lineage: Eukaryota; Metazoa; Chordata; Aves; Passeriformes; Pipridae
Gene: OAT
Product: ornithine aminotransferase
Exons: 10
Coding region: 138-1457 (439 amino acids)
Cellular component (GO): cytoplasm
Molecular function (GO): L-ornithine transaminase activity; identical protein binding; pyridoxal phosphate binding
Source: RefSeq, a predicted model, not a curated record
UGACGUCAGGCGCGGGGCGAGGAGAAGUGACAGAGGCCCGGGGCCACCACCUCCUUUUCGCCGCGGGCCCGGGGAGCGGCAGCACCUCCGGCAGCACCUCCGGCUCCAGAUCUGUAUCAGAAUACCUGAGGUCCAUCAUGUUUUCCAAGCUGAGCCGUCCCCAGAGUGUUGCUGUUCUCUCUCGAGGUCUCCACGCAUCACUGAGUUCUGCUGCCUCAGUUGCUCCCAAAAAAACUGUUCAAAGGCCCGUCUCCUCUGAGUCCAUCUAUGAACGGGAGGCUAAAUAUGGUGCCCACAACUAUCACCCACUGCCUGUUGCUCUGGAAAGAGGGAAAGGUGUUUAUGUGUGGGAUGUUGAAGGUAGAAAGUAUUUCGACUUUCUGAGUGCUUACAGUGCAGUUAAUCAAGGUCACUGUCACCCAAAAAUCGUGGAUGCUCUGAAAGCUCAGUCUGAAAAACUAACCCUGACAUCCAGGGCAUUCUACAACGAUGUACUUGGUGAAUAUGAGGAGCUCGUCACCAAAAUGUUCAAUUACAACAAAGUUCUUCCAAUGAACACAGGAGUGGAAGCUGGAGAAACUGCCUGUAAACUGGCUCGGAAAUGGGCAUACACUGUGAAAGGAGUCCCAAAAUACAAAGCUAAAAUUAUUUUUGCAGCUGGCAACUUCUGGGGCAGAACAAUGUCUGCCAUCUCCAGUUCUACUGACCCAUCCAGCUAUGAUGGAUUUGGGCCCUUCAUGCCAGGUUUUGAAGUGAUCCCAUACAAUGACCUCCCAGCUCUUGAGCGGGCCCUUCAAGAUCCCAACGUGGCAGCUUUCAUGGUUGAACCAAUUCAAGGGGAAGCAGGUGUGGUUGUUCCUGACAAGGGUUAUCUCACAGGAGUGAGGGACCUCUGCACAAAACACAAUGUUCUGUUUAUUGCUGAUGAAAUACAGACUGGUUUAGCCAGAACAGGGAAAAUGCUGGCUGUUGACCACGAAAAUGUGAGACCUGAUAUAGUUCUUCUUGGAAAGGCCCUUUCUGGUGGUUUAUAUCCUGUCUCAGCUGUACUGUGUGAUGAUGAAAUCAUGCUGACCAUUAAGCCUGGUGAACAUGGAUCUACAUAUGGAGGAAAUCCAUUGGCUUGCCGUGUGGCAAUGGCAGCACUGGAGGUAAUUGAAGAUGAAAACUUGGCAAAAAAUGCAGAAAUAAUGGGUAACCUCCUAAGAAAUGAGCUCAUGAAGACGCCGUCCAACAUUGUAACUGCUGUGAGAGGAAGGGGGCUGUUAAAUGCAAUUGUAAUCCGGGAAACCAAAGACUACGAUGCCUGGAAGGUGUGUUUGCGGCUCCGCGAUAACGGACUCCUGGCCAAGCCCACUCAUGGGGACAUCAUCCGUCUGGCACCACCACUGGUGAUUAAGGAGGAUGAAAUCAGAGAGUGCAUCGAAAUAAUUCACAAGACCAUCCUGUCUUUCUGAAAAACGUGGCUUUUACAGUCUGUCUGCUGACUGCUCCGAGGUGGUGUGCUGAAAUAUGUGCGAUGAAGGCCUGCUCUUGAAGCAAUCAUCUCUCGUUCCUUUUAUCUAGGAGGACUUGUAGCUGUAUCUUUAAAUUAUAGUGGCUUGAUAAAGAAAAUACAGGAUGAUUUUAAAGAG